This is a messenger RNA of Tetrahymena thermophila SB210, 1782 nucleotides long. RefSeq names its product ABC-type transport system protein. The transcript has 3 exons. Lineage: Eukaryota; Ciliophora; Oligohymenophorea; Hymenostomatida; Tetrahymenidae. Gene Ontology annotation, molecular function: ABC-type transporter activity; ATP hydrolysis activity; ATP binding. Gene Ontology annotation, cellular component: membrane. The record is from RefSeq and is a predicted model, not a curated record.
AUGUCAAAAAUAAUUAGUGAAAUAUAAAAUUAAAUAGUAGAAGAGAAAACAUCUUCUUCUAUGGAUAUAUGCUACAACAAUUUGAGCUACUCAAUAGUUUAGAAGUAAAAGGAAAGGAUCAUUUUGAACAAUAUUUCUGGUAAAUUUAGUAAAGGUUUGAAUGCAAUAUUAGGAGGAUCUGGUGCUGGUAAAACUUCUCUCUUAAAUAUUUUAUCUAAAAAAAUAAGCUCUGAAAAGCAAAAAAUUUAAGGAAAAAUAACUUUGAAUGGUGUAGAAUAUGAUAAUUAAAUGUUUCAAAAAUUUGCUUGUUAUGUAAUGUAGGAAGAUAUAUUAUUACCAACUCUCACUGUUAGAGAAUAUUUAGAGUUUGCAGCCAAUCUAAAGCUAAAACAUCUAAGCUAAUAAGAUAGACUUUAACAAGUAACAAAAAUAAUAAAAUUGCUAAUGCUUUAAAAGUGUGAAAAUACUUUAAUAGGUGAUCAUUUAAAUAAAGGAAUUUCAGGUGGUGAAAAAAAGAGAGUUUGUAUUGGAAUUGAGCUACUUAGAAACCCAAAAGUAUUAUUUUUGGAUGAGCCAACAAGCGGAUUGGAUUCAUUUACAGCUUACAUGAUUAUAAAAAUGCUGAAAGAUUUUGCAUAUUAAGAAAAUCGAACUAUUAUAUUUACUAUUCAUUAACCAUCUUCAGAUAUAUGGGAACUUUUUGAUUAGGUUACUUUAUUAGUGGAAGGAAAAUUUAUUUACAAUGGACCCAGAAAAGAAACAGUUGAUUAUUUUACAAUUAAGGGAUUUUCUUGUCCUAAAUAUUCUAAUCCCGCAGAUUAUUUAAUGAAUCUUAUGUAAUCUAGAGACUAUGAUAUUUACAAAAAAUUAUGGAUAUAGGAAGAAAAUAAAUAAGAGGAUAAUUCAAUUCAUUUAUCUAUUUUAUAAAAAAGGGAUUAAUAAAAUAAUUAUAAUUCAUAAAAAUAAAAUAAUAUAAAAGAUUUCUUUUAUGCUUUAAAGAUUUUAACUAAACGUUAAUUACUAAAUUUAAAGAGAAACAGAAUUCUUUUAAAGGCUAGAUUUUUUUAAUCUCUUUUUAUGAAUGUAUUUUUAGGUUUAAUUUACCUAGACUAAAGUAGUAAAACAAGUACUCCUUAGGAUAUUUUACAAAUUUGCAAAUCAAUUCUUCUUAUUGGAUUAGGAAGUUUUUUUUCAAGUAUGAAUCCUUAAACAUUGGCUUUUUCUUCAGAAAGGGCUGUUUUCCUUAAGGAAGAAAAUUCUAAAAUGUAUACAACAUUAAACUACUAUAUAUCAAAGACACUUCCAGAAAUAUUUGUAUGCUCUUGGUUUGGAUUAUAAGUAUCAUUGAUUUGCUAUUUUAUGUAUGGUUUCGGGGGAGAUGCAUCUAAUUUUUUCUUUUUUGCUCUUAACUUCAUGCUCAUAAAUAAUAUAGGGAGCUCAAUAGGUGUACUUUCUUGUUGCUUAUUUGAGUAAGCUAGUAUAGCAGUUUCUUUUUCUAUUACUUUUAUGAUGCCUUAAGUCUUAUUUUCAGGAAUAUAUAAAAAUGUUAACGACUUACCUGCAUAUGUUUCUUGGUGUAAAUACCUCACUCCUACAUUUUACUCAACAAAUGCAAUAGUAAAUGAUUAAUUUGAAGGGAAAAACAUUCCUUUUAAUCCAGUAGAGUAGCUUCAUUAUGAUUUUAAUAAAUGGCUUAGUAUAUUGAUUUUGAUUUUACUCUAUCUAGGAAUUAACUUAAUUUCCUUCUUAUUACUUUAAUACCGUAGAAGAGCUUUGCAAUGA